AUGAUGGUUCGGGUGGUUUUGGGACUAUUGGAUGAUAAGAUAUAUGCCGUCAAAAGAGUUCAAUUCGGGGAUUUUUGUGAAGAAAAGAAACUAAAAGUUCUCAAAGAAGUAAAAAGUUUAGCAAAAAUGGAUUCAGAAUUUGUGGUCAAAUAUUACAACUCAUGGCUUGAGUCCAAACAUCUCUACAUUCUAAUGGAAUUCUGUUCACAAAGUCUUAAAUCUCUUCUCACAGACAAAGCCAUAGUCUUUGGGAGACAAACGGAAGACCAGAUCAAUAUCUUAGAGUGCGUCCAAUAUCUCCAUGAAUUAAAACCACCGGUCAUUCAUAGGGAUCUCAAACCCGACAAUAUAUUAAUUGAUCCCAACUUUACAUCCAAUCGUUGUGUAAAACUGUGUGACUUUGGUUUAGCCACCGAUCACAACACCGACGGACACACUGCCAGCCGAUACGGCCAUACAUCAGGUGUGGGCACUAUUAAUCUCUGUAUUAUCGGCGAAGAGUUGUUUGGUAUCAAUCUUCAGGCCUCGAAAUCAUUUACUACCAAAAAUUCUGCUUUGAAAACAUCCAUUUUAUGUAUGUAUCGGACACUUCUGGCAAUGAUGUCAACACCCAAUUGGAGACAAAGGCCUGAGUGUCGGGAAGUGUUGGCCAAACAUAACGAGUGGUCUAACGAUAAGACUGUUGUUACGACUCAUAAGGACUUUAAUGUUAUUCUGCUCAAUAAAACAAUAUAA
Messenger RNA from Medioppia subpectinata, 735 nucleotides. NCBI's taxonomy places the organism in Eukaryota, Metazoa, Arthropoda, Arachnida, Sarcoptiformes, Oppiidae. The record is from the annotation of a GenBank genome assembly.